CCCAUCCAUACACAGCACACACAUACACACGCAGUUCAUCGACCCCUUCCCAACCAUGGAACCGGCAGCUGCUCCGGUGACUGCGGUAACGGGGGCCCUGAAACCUGUGGUAGCAAAGCUCGCCACUCUGAUGGGCGAGGAGCACAACGGUCUCAAAGGGGUUCGUGUCGAGAUCAAACUCCUCACUGACGAGCUCUCUGUCAUGGACACAUUACUCCUGAAUAUGGCAGAGGAGGAGAUUGACGACCCUGCCGACAUGCAGGAUAAGGCGUGGAUGAACGAGGUGCAGGAGCUAUCCUACAACAUGGAGGACUCCAUCGACGACUUCAUCAUGCAGACAAACGUCGGUGGCGACAAAGAUGUUAAUAAGCCAGAUCAUGGCUUCGUGGAGAAGAUGGAGGACUCCAUGGGGAAGAUGGAGGCUCACCGGCAAGCUGGCAAGGGUUUCAAAAAUGAAAUCAUCAGCUUCCUGGAGAAGGUGAAAGACAUGUCAAAGGCGAUGAAGGCUCACCGUCAGGUCUGUGAUAAUGUGAAGGAAGAAAUUGUCGGGAUGGUCCAUGCAGCUGUUGACCCUGCAGCUCUCGCCAUGUUUGAGCUUUUGUCAAACGGAGAUGAGCCCAAAGCUGAGCUCAUCAAGUUGCUCACUCAAGAUGAGGACGAAGGAUGUGAGUUGCUGCUAGCUGAAUUGGUUGAUGGAUGUGAAGGUCCACUGGCUGAAGUGGAUGAAGGAUCUGAGCUGCUGCAGGUGGAAGAAGAUGGGUGUGAACUCGCAGAGGAAGGACAAGAGGAGGAACAAGAACAACAAGAUAAAGAAGAACGAGAAACAGAAGACAGAUUUGAUCAGUCACCAGCGGCUGUAGAGGACGACGGAUGUGACGCGCCACUAGCUGAAGAGGGCGACGGAGGUGACUUGCCACUGGCUGAAGAGGACGGCGGAAGUGACUCGCCAUUGGCUGAAGAGGACGAUGGCGGUGACUCGCCCCUGGCUGAAGAGGAUGAUGAGUGUCCAUCGCAAACACGGAAACAGCCCAAGGUGGUCACCAUUGUUGGUGCUGGAACAGCUCUUGCGAACCAAGUGUACGAAGAGAUCAGAGUGAAAUUCGAUUACUGGCCUUUCAUAUCGCUGUCCCCAAAUCCGGAAUUGACAGGUAUCUUGACGAUGCUUCGCCUAGAACUUACCGGCCAAUACAAAGAAACCGGGAGCGUGCAACAACUGAUUAUUGACGAAAUUAAAGAUUUUCUAAUAGACAAAAGCUAUUUAAUUGUUGUUGACGGUAUAUGGGAGAAAGAAACAUGGGAUAUUAUCAAGCAUGCAUUCCCCAUGACCAGUUGCGGUGGAGUAAUAAUCACCACUACCCAAUGUGAAGAUGUCGCCGAUUCAUGCCGGUCAUCAUUCAAUGGCCAUAUUUACCAUGUAAGACCUCUUGAUAAGAUGCAUUCCAGAAAACUAUUUCAUGAACGAUUAUUCAACUCUGAAGAUAACUGCCAUCCAGACAUUGAAGUUUCUGACCAAAUAUUGGAAAAAUGUGAUGGCUUACCUUUGGCAAUCUUAGUUGUAUCUGGUUUGUUGGCUAACACAGAAAGAACAGAGCAUCUAUGGAAUCGUGUGAAAGAUUCAAUUGAGCAUGCACUUGAAACAAGUGAUAGUGUCGAAAGGAUGGUGAAGGUUCUGUCGGUUUGUUACUCAGAUCUUCAUCCUCGUGUGAAAUGUUGUCUCUUAUAUCUCAGCAUAUUCCCCAAAGGAUCAACUAUAAAGAUGAAUGACCUGAUAAGGAGGUGGACUGCUGAAGGAUUCUUUCAUGGAGAAGGAAGAUAUGCAGUACAUGAGUUAGGAGAGAGGUGUUUUAAUGAGCUCAUGAGUAGGAGUUUGAUACAGCCUAUGAAGAUAGACGAGUAUGGUAAGGUCAAAAGUUGCCAAGUUCAUGACACAGUUAUGGACUUCGUCAUAUCCAAGUCCAUCGAAGAGAACUUUGUUACUUUGGUUGGUGAUCCUAGUCCAACCAUUGAUCAGACACGACGCGAAGUCCGUCGACUCUCCCUCCAAGAUAUAGAUGAAAGCAAUUCUAUCCAAGAGCUGAGCCUGGUAUCUUCUCAUGCUCGAUCACUUAUUGUAUUUGGACUGCUGUGGGAAAUAUCAUCUCUGGAUGAGUUCAACCAUUUGCGUGUUCUAGACUUUGGAGGUUGCAGGCAUUUGCAAAGCGAUCAUCUUGAAAACAUUGGGAGGUUAUUCCAGUUGAGGUACCUGAACCUCUCCGGGUCAGGUAUUUGUGAGCUCCCCGAACAAAUAGGACAUCUAUGUUCUUUAGAGAUGUUGGACCUAAGAGGAACAUGUGUAACAGAGUUACCAUCAACUAUAGUUAAUCUAGGAAAAUUGGUGCACCUAUUUGUUAGCGAGUAUGUUAAAUUCCCUAAUGGAGGAAUUAAGAAGAUGCAAUCACUAGAGACUCUGAAACAGGUCAGAGCCUUUAAGCAGCCAAUUAUAUUUCUUCAAGAAUUUGGCCAGCUACAAAAUCUGAGGAAGCUGAAUAUCAAUUUUGAUGAUUAUCAAGAGGCCACUGAAGAUACAAAGGAGUGCAUGAAAGCUAUCACAUCUUCACUCUGUGAACUAAGCACACACAAUCUUAGUUCUUUAACUAUCUGGAACUGUAGUUGCAGCUUAUUAAUGGAAGAAUGGUGCCCUGCACCACUUGGCCUCCAAAGACUUAAGACUUGGAGGUCAACCUUCCUGCGGGUUCCGGAUUGGAUGGGCUCCCUCUCCAACCUUCAAUUAUUACGGUUUGAUGUGGAGAGAGUCAGCUAUGAAGAUCUCUGCAUCCUUGGAGGUUUACCCGCUCUGCUCAAUCUGACACUAGUAGGAAAAGAGAUGUCUGAAGGAAAGAUCAUUGUCAGUGGUGAAAUGGGUUUCCCAUGCUUGAGUAAUUUUUGUUACAGUAUGUGGCGGGGGUUAGGGAUAGACAUGGUGUUUGAAGCAGGAUCCAUGCCCAAGCUAAAGAAGCUCAAGAUUUGUUUCAGCCCAACAAUGAAUGAGUAUCUCUUCAGUACUGGUGGUAUAAGUGGUGGUGGUCCUUUUGAUUUUGGAAUCGAAAACCUUUCCUGCAGCCUCAUAACCAUCGUGUGUGAAUGUGAAUCCUUCAAUGAAGAUCACUCUCUUGAGGCCACCAAGGCAGCCCUAGAGAGAGCAGUCAGCACACACCCUAGCUGCCCUACUCUGGACUUCGUCAUCUACUAACUAGCUCCGUCUCUUCUCAUCAUGCAGUGCUACUCUCCGGAUGCUUCAAUAUCAGAUCAAUUGUGUGCUUCAGUCUCCUGUCUCAGGUUGAGCUAGACAUUCUUCAGCUUGAGGAGACAAGACAACAAUUGUACCACCAUCUGGGUCUCGGCACGUGACCAAGAUUCACUGCAUGGGUACAAUGAACGAUCCAAGAAUCAGGAACAUCGCAUCCAAGAGGUUGUAGCUUAGACGAUACAGUUUCUUUCUAACUGGAUAACUUUGAGUUGUUCCUCUUUUAACUGGUUCCCUCACUCAUGAUGUACUAACCUCCGUUCCUAAAUAUAAGCCUUUUAGAUAGCUAAGUUAGCUUUCUAAAAAGGCUUAUAUUUCAGAACAGAGGUAAGAACACUUAGGGGGUGAAAUGUCAUAAAUUACUAUUUCUAGAUCAUCUAAAAUAUUUUAUUUUCUUUCAGUACUCAGUACUGAUACUAU
Messenger RNA from Lolium rigidum, 3703 nucleotides. RefSeq names its product disease resistance protein Pik-2-like. NCBI's taxonomy places the organism in Eukaryota, Viridiplantae, Streptophyta, Magnoliopsida, Poales, Poaceae. Bases 56 to 3229 code for a protein of 1057 amino acids. Gene Ontology annotation, molecular function: ADP binding. Gene Ontology annotation, biological process: defense response to other organism. The transcript is spliced from 4 exons. The record is from RefSeq and is a predicted model, not a curated record.